This is a messenger RNA of Microbotryum saponariae, 947 nucleotides long. Lineage: Eukaryota; Fungi; Basidiomycota; Microbotryomycetes; Microbotryales; Microbotryaceae. The record is from the annotation of a GenBank genome assembly.
AUGGCAGGCCACAAACCUCGCGCCAAACCGACCGACGACCAGAAACCCCACCGAGGUGGAAAUGGACAAGGCGGUCGAAACAAGAAAGGAGGGUUCAAGAUCGGUCCCAAGUUGGGUAAAGGGGUUUAUCAGGGACAUGGUCAGUCGAACACAAUUCAGACGGGCAACUGGAGGGUGAAUGAGAAGCUGAUCGACGAUUUAUUCCGGGGUUGGAUCUUAUAGCACAAAAGAUCAAACAAACCUUGAUCCAUAAAGCCAAAAUCAAGAAAUCCUACGCCAAGGAUCUCGCUCAAGCAGGUUAUGCAUCGGGGAGCAAUUCGGCGAGCUUACCUCCCCCACCCCACCAAGCCACUCCCGAGGAUCAGGAGGGCGUCGAGAGUUUGGCGGAGAAGGAGAGGAAGAGGAACGAGAUGAGGGAGAGAAUGAAGGAUGAUCGGGGGAUUGCGGACGAGGAUGGGGAGGACGAGGGAGUGAAUUCGGAGGAGGAAGAGGAGGGGAGAGGCAGAGGGCGUGGCAAGGGGGUUCCUCAGGCUAGGGUUUGGGGUGCACCGAUGAGUGAGGAGAGAAAGGAAGAGUUGAGAAAGGAGGAAGAGGAUAGGUUAAAGGCACCGGUGGUUGAGGUUGGGCAAGGGAAGCGGUUCCAGAGGGGGAGGGAAGCUCAAGCGAAGGGAAGAGGCAGAGGAGCAGAAUCUUCGGCGUCGACGUCCGCUCCUCCUACCGCACCCACACCGACGAAACCUGCACGACCACUCCCGUUCUUUGCGUUGCCGCCAAAGGAAGAGGAAAAGAAGAAGCGCCCGCGAUUGAACGAAGAUGAGAUUCAGGCGAUCAGAAAGAAGAAAGAGGAGGAGAAGAAGAAGUGGAAUCAGCGGGGGAGGAAUGGGCAACCCAAGUUGGGGGGCAGGGUGGAGCAGUUGCUAGCGAGGAUACAGCACGGGAUGCAGUAG